This is a messenger RNA of Nylanderia fulva, 1660 nucleotides long. RefSeq lists its product as uncharacterized. Gene Ontology annotation, molecular function: catalytic activity. Lineage: Eukaryota; Metazoa; Arthropoda; Insecta; Hymenoptera; Formicidae. The record is from RefSeq and is a predicted model, not a curated record.
CUGAAAAAUUUAAUGACAAUUAUAAAAAAUUACAAUUUAAUUAAUUUCUCUUCAAUUGUCGGAUUAUUUGAGAAGAUAAAUCAAGACGAAUCAUACAUAUAAGCAAUUUGUGGAUUAUUAAAAAUGCAAAGAAACAACAAUCCUCCCAAAUAAUUAUUUGUUUCAUCAACGUUACCGUUGAAUAAUUAAUGCACAGGUAACAGAUGGAGAUUUUCAAAAUAAAUUGCUCAAAUACUGUAAUUGCAAAAUAAUCGUAACAAUAUUUAUGGAUCAUGCAAUUAUGAAAGAUUGAAAAUAUCACGGAAAAUCCGAGUACUAAGAGCGCAUAUAUAUUGUUAAUUGUUAUAUAGAUUGAUUGAAGAAUUUUGCGUUUGAAAUUUAUUCGAUUUUCGCUACGGACUUAUGCACAGACCCAAUAGAUAAUUCUUGAUAUGGACGAUGAAUAUAUGGUUGGCAUGCAAAAAGGCUUUAAAAAUCAAAUAGUUUAAUGCAAAUUGUGAGAAGCUGCGUUUUAUCAUCCGCGGAAUGUCUAUAAUUAAGUAUUUUACGAUAGAAACUAUGAACUAUAAUGUUCUGUCCUAGCUCAUUUGCGAAAUUCACUAUUGAUAGCGAUAAAGAAGCAAAUGUGAAUAAAACAUCGACAUCAAUGGAAAAACCAACAGGAUCUACAGAAAUGGCUGACAUUACGAUACAAGAAGAAAAACAAAAAGAAAAGGAACUAAUAUUAUAUACAAAUGUGCGAAGCUUGAUAAAGCGCAUAGAAAAAAUAAAGCAGAUUAGGGAGGAAACAUAUCCAGCAGUUAUAGCAUUAUCAGAGACUAGAGUGACGGAUAAAAUUAAAAAUAGUAAAGUAAACGUGCAGGGUUAUAAUAUGAUUAAAUGUGUUUCUGAAAAUAGACGUACGGGAGGGGUUGUGUUAUAUGUAAGAGACGAUAUUGAAUAUAAGAAAGUUUUGAUUAAAAAGAAAUUGUCGAAAUGCUGGUGCGCCGCGAUAAAAAUAAAAGAGAAAUUUUAUAAAGGUGUGAUAAUGGUAAUAUAUCACUCGCCAAGUGCAUCAGACCGCGAUUUUGUGAAAUUCCUAGAGGAUAUAGUAGAAGAGGUAAUAUUUAAAGAAGAUUGUAUGGUAAUAGGCGACUUUAAUAUAGACUUUAAAAUGACAAAUAAAAUCUAUACAAAGCAGUUGAAAACGGCAAUGCAUAGUUUAGGUAUGAAACAGUACAUUGAUAGUCCAACGAGAAUUACGAAGAAGACUCAAACAAUUAUAGAUUUAGUUUUUGCUAACACCAAAAUACACGCACAAGUAGAUCACACGUUUAAUAUAGCAGACCAUGCGUGGCUAAAAAUUAAUUUGAAUGCAAGUAAAUCCAAAAAUAAGUAUAGAGAAUUUAGUGCUACAGAUUAUAGUGAUUUUAAUAUAGACGAAUUGAAUACAGUGUUAGAAAAUAAAAUAGGGCAAAUACAAGGUGUGGAUGUUAGUGCAGAAGCAAAGAAAUUUGUUGAUAUAGUGAAUGUGCUGGACGCUACGGCAUUUAGAAAAAAAUUAAAAGUUCCGAAAGUAUGGGAAGGGAAAAGCUUUUCAGAUGAAAUAAAGGACGCAGUGAAUAGAGACGAAACGUAUAAAGACACAGAUCAAGAAAAGGACAAAUAUUAUAUUGGAUAA